AGACUGUUUUUGGAGGCAGUUUAGUCCACUCAGCAGCGUGACUUCCCAUUUCGGCCGUGCAGGCAGCAUAUGUUAGGUAUGCUCUGUAUCCAGCCCUCAGUGCUGACCGUCUCCGCAGCGCUGCCAUGGACUCCCUCCCAACACCACUUCCACCGAAACAUAACUUAUAGCGCCGUGCGUAACUAACGCGUGCCGGCUGGACGAGGAAGACGACGACGGAAUGAGAGAGAGGAGCAGCUAGUGAUCUCGACUGGAGGUUUAACGACUUCUCUGGAACGACGAGAUCGAGACAACACCGCUGUUUUCUGGAUCCCGUUUGGGGCGAGUAGCCGCAGUGGCACGAUUCGGUCACCUGCUGGCUUGAAAGUUCUACUUAAAAUUUUCAUCACUAUGGAAACGGUUAUCAGCAGCCCCGGCGUGCACAACCAGACAUCGGCUUUCACCUCAAUCUUCAACUCUAGCUGUUACUUUGAUGAGGAGUUUAAAUACAUCCUGCUGCCAGUGUCCUACAGUCUGGUGUUUGUGGUCGGCUUCGUGCUCAAUGCAACCGCUUUGUGGUUGUUCCUUAAGAUGCGUCCGUGGAAGCCAAGUACCGUGUUCAUGUUCCACCUCGCCCUGUCCGACUUCCUGUACGUCCUCUCCCUGCCCACCCUCAUCUACUACUACGCCAACCGCAGUCACUGGCCUUUUGGAUUGGCCGUCUGCAAAAUGGUGCGCUUCCUCUUCUAUGCCAACCUCUACUGCAGCAUCCUCUUACUCACCUGCAUCAGUGUGCAUCGUUACCUGGGCAUCUGCCACCCACUCAAAACACUGACCCUGGUGAAGUCCCGCCAUGCCCACCUGGUGUGCGGUAUGGUGUGGGGUGUGGUGAGCGUGUGCCUGGUCCCCAACCUCAUCUUUGUCACCACUUCCAGGAGGGGCAAUGACACCCUGUGCCAUGACACAACCAACCAGGAGGCCUUCGAGGAGUACGUGGACUACAGCUCUGUCAUCAUGGUGCUCCUAUUUGGCAUCCCGUUCCUGGUCAUUGUGGUGUGUUACUGCUUGAUGGCGAGGGCCCUGUGCCGACCCAGACAGGGAAUUUCUGCCAGCCAGCAGGGCGCCGCCUCACGUCAGAAGUCCAUCAAGCUCAUCAUUGUGGUGUUGGUGGUUUUUGCUGUGAGCUUUGUACCAUUUCACAUCACACGGACGCUCUACUACACCUCCCGUGUUUUAGAUCUGAACUGUGAAAUUCUCAACAUUGUCAACUUUACUUACAAGAUCACCCGGCCGCUGGCGAGCAUCAACAGCUGCAUUGACCCAAUUCUGUACUUCCUGGCUGGGGAUCACUACAGAGCCAAAAUGAUGUAUUUUCUGACGGGAAAAAGACAGGCAACAACUAGCCAAACACCUGAACAGGCACACACACAGCCGAACAAUAACCAUGCCAUCGCUCUGAUGUAUAAGAACUCUGUCCUGAAAGCCAGCAGAGAUUCUGAGAGAUAGUGGGAAAUCUAUUGGAGAAAUCUAAAGUACUUCUUCUCCAGGCUUAGCUAACAUUUCUAAUGGCACAUGCAGAAGCACUUGUUUAUAUUUCCAAUUUUUUUGCACUGAGAAGUUCGUUAGAAAAUCAGUUUACUGUAACAUUUACUCACAGUAUUUGUUUUCACUCAAUCCAAGUUCUGUAAAGCCUGUGUUCAACAGGCAUAAAGGCCAUGUUUCAAUUCCGCUCAUUUUCUUGAGGUUAUUGUGUUUGUAAGAUGAAGUUCAAGUGGGAAAGAGUCUGAACCCAGUCUCCUACCACAAAGGGACUGGUAAACCAAGCUCAAAUUAU
Messenger RNA from Etheostoma spectabile (orangethroat darter), 1813 nucleotides. RefSeq names its product P2Y purinoceptor 4. NCBI's taxonomy places the organism in Eukaryota, Metazoa, Chordata, Actinopteri, Perciformes, Percidae. Gene Ontology annotation, cellular component: plasma membrane. The coding region runs from base 391 to 1485 and encodes 364 amino acids. Gene Ontology annotation, molecular function: G protein-coupled UTP receptor activity; G protein-coupled purinergic nucleotide receptor activity. The record is from RefSeq and is a predicted model, not a curated record. Gene Ontology annotation, biological process: G protein-coupled receptor signaling pathway; transepithelial chloride transport. The transcript has 2 exons.